AUGUCACUUAUCAUGGCUGACACUGACUACGAUAAUAUCACGGAACAACUCUGGUAUCAAGAUAGUGAUUAUAUCGUGCAUGCAACCACAGGUCUUUUACUUUCGUCCUAUCCAAACAAGAAGAUCGGCUUGGACUUUGAACGGAACGAUACAAACCAACGAUGGAUUCUCGAAGGUAAUAGUACGUUGACAGUUGCCAGUGAUAGUAAUAUGCAACUUGUUGUUGACGAGUCCGGUAAUGUAUCUAUCUCCAAAGUAGAUGAAGGUGGCCAAGGAGCAAACUGGGAAUUCGCACCGUUCACAUUAGAAGGACUUCCCCCAUGCGGCCUCAAACUACAAGAAAGAUACUUUGUCAUCCAACAUAAACACAAACCGUGUUACACUUUAUGCGCUGCAAAUAAAUCUAUGACGACGGACACGUUCGAUUUAGUAUACGAACACUAUGAUUUCGACCAACCAGGCCCAUGUUCUUGGUAUGAGAAAGGGAACCAUUUUGUUAAUGUUGCGUUUGAAAAUGUAACCAUUUAUACGUAUUUACAAAACCAGGAAGUCGUUUUGAAUGAGUGGGAUGCCUUUCAUGAAAAUGCAUCAACAUGGAUGUUCUGUGGGGAUGAAGUUGUGCGUCUCAAUGCGACGUUUAAUACAGAUACACAUGCACAGCCGAGUCCAAAUAGGGGUGAAGACACUGGCUCCUGGACCACACUUUUAAUUAGCACGCCUACAUUUUUCAAGGACAUAACGUGUCUAUAUAUUCUACCACCCCGAACCUUUGGACACAACAGGAGUCUAAAAUGUGAAGAGUUGCCAUGGUUACUUCAAAAUGACAUUCCACUUGACAUCCUUUGGUAUUACCGCGGACAUGGGAAAAUUGAGAGCUUUGAUCAAAAUUUCGUGAGUAGAGUCAUAAAUCUAGAAGAAGACAAUGACGUAGAACCAAUGGAACUUAUAAAAGUACAAAGGACAUGCAAGAGGGUGUUUUUCAUUCAAAACGACGAUUUCCCAUGUUCCGUACUGACAUAUCAAAAUGGAAUCUCCUUUUUGCCAUACGAGUUUGAUAGGAUUGCGCACCAAUUGUGGCUCUUGAGGGACGGUGCCUUGAUACACUUUAGCACAGGCGGUAGACUCACAAUAUCACCAGCAACACUAGAGAAAAGAAACAACCAGACUAUCGUGUCUACAACCCCAUGUAAUGUUCAUGUCGCAAUGAAUGACGUUAACCGUUGGCUGGAGUGUGACAACACCAAUAACUCAGCGCCAGUCUUCAAGGUGAUUCCAUUUGAACCUGACUACGUAACAAAAGUACAAUGUGUGUAUUUUAUACAAAACCAGGUCGUACCAUGCGACACUGUGGCUAGUCGAUCUAUGUGGAUGCAGUCAGGCACAUGUAAUGUUUCGAAUCUGGAGGCUCGUUCAGCUGAGCUGACAAAAUCAUCAAAAUUUACGGAUGGUCCAUCUGUUGGCUGCUCAUUGUCACUUUCAAGGAAUGUUAAUGGCUCUGAAACUUGUAGCCUUGCCCAAGUCGGUUAUGACGAGGGAGAAGCACUGAAGGCAAGACCGCUGUUAAAUGAAUUGGUGGGCAGACAGCUAUUCCACUGGAAAGAAGGAAAGCUAGUUAAUUUUAAAACAGGUCUUUUUGUAACAGUCGCAGCCUCUGACAAUACAUCAGCGAUUCUCCUGGAAAAUGAAGACACCCCGAGGCAAGCAUGGGAACUGAUAAACGACAAAUUCCGGUCAUCCAUUUCCGGUAAUCGUAAUCUUUUUCUCUCUGUUGAUGUUGAGAAUGACGGUUUGAUCAAAGCACUAUCUCAGAAUCCAAUGAGUAGUAGGCCUAGUUAUACCACCGAGAUUAACAGUCGACAAUCAUGGAGUCUUAUUGAAAUAAGGAAAGUGAUGAAUGACGCUAAUGCUGCGAAUUGUCCUCCUCUUCAUCAUGGUCGACAAGAACCAAGGAGGGUAUUUUUCAUUAAGCACAGCUCUGAACCAUGCUUAGUUCUCACAGCAACUGGGUUGGGAGAGCCCCCUGUUUUUAAAAUCUUCGAUAGGGAGAACUUUGCGACACAAGUUUGGUUUUUUGAAAAUGACCAUAUUAUCAAUGGUCAUUCUCGCCUUUCUCUCAUGUUAGAUGCGGAGGGAAUUGGUUCUACCAGGCUUGUGAUCAUGUGGCAUGUUUAUGAAUACUCGCGACUCCAGAGGUGGUCUAGGUAUGCCAAUGACUUUUCCAUAAACGACUUUGGAACAUCAUAUUAUCUAUAUCCAUAUGUUGAUUCAGAAGGAGCAAAGUCAGUGUAUGGAAAACUAAAUAUAGCGCAUGGCCGAUGGAAACUUAUAGAAAUGGACGACGAUGACAAUUUUCUCCAGGAAGUGACGUGUCAUUUUUUUCUGAAAAAUAUUCUCACUCCGUGGUCAUACGAAAACGUUGUUGUGCGACCAAUCCAACAGGAACUUGUGUACCAUCAACUUUGGUAUUUCGAUGACAAGAGAAUAAGAAACCUCGAAUCAGACUUAUACCUAACCAAGCAGGGAAAUCGUCUCAUUCUAACUCCAUAUCUCCGAAGCAGUCGUUAUCAGUUCUGGAGACAUGCGUCACUUCAACUAAUCCUUGAGUAUGACAACACUUACGUGGGAGUUGAAGAAGGUACGGGGGAUAUAACACUUGAUCGAUGGCGAUCGUCGAGAAGACAACAAUGGAGGAAGGUCGAUGAAAAUGUUGGCAACGAAAAUCCUCAAGAACAGCUUCAAUGCGCAAGUCAAUCAACUCCUGAGCUGUAUGUUAUCAGAAGUGAGAAUGGUGAUUGUCCAAUUUUGACUGAUGAUGGCACCUAUGCAAAAGUGCGCAAUGUGGAGUCUCCAAGUGAGAAAGAUAUAUGGGUUCGUUACGAGGAUCAUGUAAUGAACUACCAAAGUCAAAAUAUGCUGUCUGUACGUGGUGUCGGUUAUAAAUACGUGUAUAUGAAGGACAAAAUGGGGUCACAUCAUCAGGCUAAGCAACACUGGAGAUUUUAUAGUUAUGACGGCAGCAUUCAGUCUGGAUAUAAGCAUGGUCCGAGGUGGCUUACUCGCCGCAGCUCAAAUGGUGUUAAAGUCGCUAGUAGUUAUUAG
Owenia fusiformis is the source of this 3099-nucleotide messenger RNA. Lineage: Eukaryota; Metazoa; Annelida; Polychaeta; Sabellida; Oweniidae. The record is from the annotation of a GenBank genome assembly.